AAAAAGUUCUUGAAAGAGCAGCACAAAAACUAAGAUUAGAUCAACUUGUUAUUCAACAAGGACGAGCCAAUCAUGCACAAAAAAAUGCCACCAAGGAAGAACUUUUAUCAAUGAUCCAACAUGGUGCCGAGAAAAUUUUUAGUUCGGCUGAUAGCACCGUCAGUGAUAAUGAUAUUGAUUAUAUUUUACGUAAAGGUGAAGAAAAAACCGCCGAACUCAAUCAGAAAUUCCAAAGUCUUGGAUUGGAUGAUUUGCAAAAGUUUACAUCCGACUCUAGUUCAUCUUAUGAAUGGCAAGGAGAGAAUUGGGUGAAUAAGCGCAAAGGAGAAAAUUCACGAGGUUUCAAUUGGAUAGAACCACCAAAACGUGAACGUAAAGCUAAUUAUGCAAUAGAUUCGUAUUAUAGAGAAGCUUUAAGGGUAACUUCAAAGCCUGCUCAACCAAAAGUCCCAAAAAUACCAAAACAAAUCACUUUUGCAGAGUUUCAAUUUUAUCCUCCACGUUUAGUUGAAUUAUUGAAAAAAGAGAAUUAUCAUCAACAUAAAUUAAUGAAUUUCAAGGUCCCAUUAGCAGAACCUUUACCUCAAAAUGAUAACCCAGAAUUAAGAGAAAGUGAACGUCAAGAAGAACAGGAUAAAAUUGAUAAUGCUGAACCUUUGACUGGAGAAGAAGAAGCCGAAAAAAAUUCACUAAUGAAAAAAGCAUUUGAAGAUUGGAGCAAACGUGAUUUCAAUAACUUUAUAACUGCUUCAGCUAAAUAUGGAAGAACUGCUAUUGAAGAAAUAGCCGAAGAGAUAGAAAAAUCAUUAGAUGAUGUUAAGAAAUACGCCAAAGUGUUUUGGGAACGAUAUAAAGAAUUACCUAAUUAUGAAGAAUUGAUUGCAAAGAUUGAAAGAAGUGAACAGAAAAUGCAACAAACUCAAGAAAUACAAGAACUGAUUAAAUCAAAGGUGGCUCAAUACAAAAAUUCCAGUUAUGAUAUACAAUUGUCAAGUCAAAACAAAGGCAAAUCAUUAUUUACCGACGAGGAAGAUCGAUAUUUGUUAAUGGCACUUGCAAAAUACGGAUAUGGAACUGAGGGUGUUUAUGAGAAAAUACGAAAUGAAAUUGAGAGUUCUGAAUGCUUUCGAUUUAAUUGGUUUAUUAAAUCGAGAGCUGCUGGUGAAUUGGGAAAUAAAAAUGAUUUAAAA
This is a messenger RNA of Entrophospora sp. SA101, 1190 nucleotides long. NCBI's taxonomy places the organism in Eukaryota, Fungi, Glomeromycota, Glomeromycetes, Entrophosporales, Entrophosporaceae. The record is from the annotation of a GenBank genome assembly.